Ceratotherium simum simum (southern white rhinoceros) is the source of this 2030-nucleotide messenger RNA. Lineage: Eukaryota; Metazoa; Chordata; Mammalia; Perissodactyla; Rhinocerotidae. The record is from RefSeq and is a predicted model, not a curated record.
AAAAAAAAAAGCAGUUUUCGAGUUUCUGAAGAGAGAACCCCCAGGGAAAGAGAGUGGCGACCUCAGAUUUAUAGGAAAUGCACAGACACGAUAUGGUUAUCCCUGUUCUUUCUCUUUUGGACUGGUUUGAUGUUCAUCAUGGGCUACUCGGUGGCGGCGGGAGCCACGGGAAGACUCCUCUUCGGCUACGACAGCUUUGGCAACGUGUGUGGCAAGAAGAACUCCCCAGUAGAAGGAGCCCCUCUCUCAGGGCAGGACAUGACCCUAAAAAAAUACGUGUUCUUUUUGAAUUCCUGCAACCUGGAAGCCAACGAAGGGAGGCUCAGUUCCACUGUCCUCUGCGUAUCCAGCUGUCCUGAAAAGCAGCUUGAUACCCUGGAGGAGGUUCAGCUCUUUGCAAACAGCAGUGGGUCCUUCCUGUGUGUUUAUAGCUUGAAUUCCUUCAACUACACCCAGAAGCCAAAUGCAGACUCAUUGUGCCCCAGGCUACCAGUUCCUCCAAGCAAGUCUUUUCCCUUGUUUAACCGAUGCGUCCCUCAAACGCCUGAGUGCUACUCCCUGUUUGCAUCUGUUUUGAUAAAUGAUGUCGACGCCCUUCAUCGAAUUCUAAGUGGAAUAAUGUCAGGAAGAGACACAAUCCUUGGCCUGUGCAUCCUCGCAUUAGCCUUGUCUCUGGCCAUGAUGUUCACCUUCCGAUUCAUCACCACCCUUCUGGUUCACAUUUUAAUUUCGUUGGUUAUUGUAGGAUUGUUGUUUGUCUGCAGUGUCUUAUGGUGGCUGUAUUACGACUAUACCUAUGACCUCAGCAUAGAAUUGGACACAGAGAGGGAAAAUAUGAAGUGUUUGCUGGGGUUUGCCAUUGUAUCUACAGUCAUCACGGCAGUUCUGCUCGUGUUGAUUUUUGUCCUCAGAAAGAGAAUAAAAUUGACAGUUGAACUUUUCCAAGUCAUAAAUAAAGCCAUCAGCAGCUCUCCCUUCCUGCUGUUCCAGCCACUGUGGACAUUUGCCAUCCUCAUUUUCUUCUGGGUCCUCUGGGUAGCUGUGCUCCUGAGCCUGGGAACUGCAGGAGCUGCCCAGGUUAUCAAAGGCGGCCAAGUGGAGUAUAAGCCUCUUUCCGGCAUUAGGUAUAUGUGGUGGUACCAUUUAAUUGGCCUCAUUUGGACCAGCGAAUUCAUCCUGGCCUGCCAGCAGAUGACUAUAGCUGGGGCUGUGGUUACUUGUUAUUUCAACAGAAAUAAAAAGGACCCUCCUGAUCGGCCAAUCCUUUCAUCUCUCUCCAUACUUUUCUGCUACCAUCAAGGAACAGUUGUAAAAGGGUCACUUGUAAUCACCUUGGUGAGGAUUCCAAGAACCAUUCUCCUGUACAUUUAUAACACUCUGAAAGAAAAGCAGCGCAGUGCAUGGUCGAGGUGCGCGUUCAAAUGUUGCUUCUGCUGUUUCUGGUGUCUUGACAAAUGCCUGUGCCAUCUCAACCAGAAUGUGUAUACUACAACUGCCAUUAAUGGGACAGAUUUUUGUACAUCAGCAAAAGAUGCACUCAAACUCUUAUCCAAGAAUUCAAGUCAUUUUACGUCUGUUAACUGCUUUGGAGACUUCAUAAUUUUUCUGGGAAAGGUGUUAGUGGUGUGUUUCACUGUUUUUGGAGGACUGAUGGCAUUUAACUACAACCGUGCACUCCAGGUGUGGGCAAUCCCUCUGCUAUUGGUUGCUUUUUUUGCCUACUUAGUAGCCCAUAGUUUUUUAUCUGUAUUUGAAACUGUGUUGGAUGCACUUUUCCUGUGUUUUACUGUUGAUCUGGAAACAAAUGAUGGAUCAUCAGAAAAGCCUUACUUUAUGGACCAAGAGUUUUUGAGCUUUGUAACAAGGAUCAACAAAUUAAAUGACGCAAGGGCACAGAGAGACCAGAACUCCUUAAGGAACGAGGAGGGAACAGAACUCCGGCCCAUUGUGAGAUAGGUGCCCGUUAGGUAUUGGUAGCUGGACAAAGUUUCCUUCUUCUAAGAGCCAUUUAUAGAAUAAAUGAUAAGGCC